Molecule: messenger RNA, 1134 nt
Organism: Trichomycterus rosablanca
Lineage: Eukaryota; Metazoa; Chordata; Actinopteri; Siluriformes; Trichomycteridae
Gene: paip2b
Product: poly(A) binding protein interacting protein 2B
Exons: 4
Coding region: 120-515 (131 amino acids)
Biological process (GO): negative regulation of translational initiation
Cellular component (GO): cytoplasm
Molecular function (GO): mRNA regulatory element binding translation repressor activity
Source: RefSeq, a predicted model, not a curated record
UGAGUGAUCUGACGUAGUGUUGAAAACUGUCCAGUUAACGGUGCUGCUGUUGCAAACAACCAAAUUUCACCUUUUACUCCAGUUAUUUGUUAGUUAUUCGCAGGGAGAGAGUAAUAAGGAUGCCCGAGCCAACGGAUAUCAACAGUCCUGAGGUGGCGAACACACCCGGGGGUGGCAGCGGUCACCCAAAAGAGGACAACGUGCUGAAUGGACACAAGGAAGGUGAAGCCAACCCCUUCGCCGAGUACAUGUGGAUGGAGAACGAGGAGGAGUACAACAGACAGGUGGAAGAGGAGCUGCUGGAGCAGGAGUUCCUGGAGCGCUGUUUCCAAGAGAUGUUAGAGGAGGAGGAUCAGGAUUGGUUCAUUCCUUCGAGGGACCUUCCACCCGGGAUCGGUCACAUUCAGCAGCAGUUUAACGGCCUGUCGGUCACCGACUCGAAUCCUGAAGACAUCGCUCGUAAAAGCCGUUUGAACCCGGAGGCGAAGGAGUUCGUGCCAGGAGUGAAAUAUUAGGGACGUUUCCGGCUCCCUCAUAAAGACUCUUGUGUGACUGCUGAUGGUCGGCAGUCACCCCCACUCAUGCCUCAGUUAAAAGCGGCAUGUGUAUUUGUGGGGUCGGUGGGGUGGGGGAUUCGGAUGCUUUUCUGUAAGCUUUUUAUUUUUGUCUGUUUUUCAUGUAUAAGCUGAACGGGGUGUCUGGGUGGGCCGGGCAAUCAAGUAAUCUUUCCAUCGAACCGCUUCGGAUUGUGAUUAGCAAUCUAGAUAAUCGUUUGUUUGCAUCUCUGAGAGGCAAUUGUGUGAUUUCCACUACUGUGAUAGUGACUAGCCGUUUGUCCCUGGACAGUGUUACAGUUCCAUUUAUUCCUGUCGUUUGUUUCCCUUUUGAAAUAGAAGGCAAGGUGGGGUAAGUUUAGGGGGUGGGAUGCGGAGGAGGAGGAGCGGGCGGGGUGAAAUGACUGACGCAGCAGAAAGAUCAUUGGCAGGUGGGCCAGUGUUUAAGCUGAUGGCAGCUGAUUCCUGUGAGGGAUUUCCAUGUUUUUUUCUUCUGUUGAAGUCCUUCACUGUGUGACUUGCAUUAACAAAAAUGAAGAAAAAAAAGUAUUAUGAAAUAAAAAGAGCGGGUUCCCUCUUG